Molecule: messenger RNA, 587 nt
Organism: Ipomoea nil (Japanese morning glory)
Lineage: Eukaryota; Viridiplantae; Streptophyta; Magnoliopsida; Solanales; Convolvulaceae
Product: histone H4
Exons: 1
Coding region: 88-399 (103 amino acids)
Biological process (GO): nucleosome assembly
Cellular component (GO): nucleosome
Molecular function (GO): structural constituent of chromatin; protein heterodimerization activity; DNA binding
Source: RefSeq, a predicted model, not a curated record
CGCCAUUGUUUAUCCACCACAGCGAACCCUAGAACUUUCAAUCUCACACUCACAGUCGAAUUCAAUCACUUCUCCGCGUGAAAAAAAAUGUCCGGCCGCGGAAAGGGAGGCAAGGGGCUGGGAAAGGGCGGAGCAAAGCGCCACCGUAAGGUGCUCAGGGACAACAUCCAGGGCAUCACCAAGCCCGCUAUCCGUAGGCUGGCCAGAAGGGGCGGUGUGAAGAGAAUCAGCGGCCUGAUCUACGAAGAGACCAGAGGCGUUCUCAAGAUCUUCCUCGAAAAUGUUAUCCGCGAUGCGGUGACGUACACGGAGCACGCUAGGAGGAAGACUGUGACCGCCAUGGAUGUGGUCUAUGCUCUCAAGAGACAAGGAAGGACCCUCUAUGGCUUCGGCGGUUGAGCUCUGUCCUGGUUUAGCUCUAUGUAUUGGUAUUGACUAUUAAAGUAUUAAGCUUCGAUGUGAUUCUCACUGUGUAUCUAUGGUUUAAUCUUAAUGGAAAUAGUGAUUGAAUCUUUUUUGAUUAGAUUUACAUCUCAGUAUAAACUUUGCUAUUUUUAUGCUUAUAAGCUGUUUGAUUUAUUGUCUCA